AUAUGAUUAUUAUGUUUGCUAUAUAAACUCAUCUGACAGAGACAGCUGCCAAAUGUUUGGCUGGUUUCACCAUAUGUAUAUAAACUUUAAUUUAUGUUUUUUAAAAGUUUAUAGUUAAUAUAUUUUGUAAAAAAAAUAAUUAGUUAAAUUAAUAAUGGAUCGUCGAAGCUAUGAUUUGAUGGAAGACUAUGCAGUAGUUGGAAAAAAUAGUGAAAAUAAUAAAUCAAGAAAUUCAAAUAAUAAGAAUAAAAAAGGAGAAUCAUUUAAAUCAACAAAUUCAUCAUCAGCUGUGCCUGUUAAAUCUAAUGUCAAUAAAAAGACUGAAGUAGAUCAACGAAAAACAACAAAUCCAUCAUCAUCAGUUGUACCUGUUAAACCUAAAUUAAAAAGAAAAAGUGAAUUACAAACACUUCGAGUAUCAUUAGAAUCUGAAAAAUUACUUUAUGAUACUUUAAAGCAUAUUUAUGGUUCUUCAUUUAAACUAUGUGAUGUAUCAGAAUAUAAAAAUAAAAAUUCACAAUUACACAGUAAAUAUUGGAUGGAAAGAGGUAAUUUAGUUAUUAAAGGAGUAUUUGAUUAUUCAGUAAAAAAUCCAACUAAAAAAACUCAAAAAGAAAUAACAAAACAAUUUGCAAAAUCAAAACUUGAAAGUUACAGUUUUCAUCCAAAUCAUUGUAAUGAAGCAUUAGCACAUACAGAUGGUGAUUAUGGACGAGCAAUUGAGAUACUAUUUGAAAAAUAUUAUUGUGUUGAUGAUGAUAAAAAAUUUAGCAAUGAAAAAAUAACAAAUGAUAUGCUUUUAGAAGUAAUUGAAGAUGAAAAAUUAACACUUGAAGCAAUAUAUAAUGAAGCAUUUGAAGAAAAGCUAAAAAAUCAAUUAUGGUGUAUUAAAUUAAGAUUGGAUUAUUUAAUAACUGAUCAAAAUAAAAAUAAUGAUAAGAAAAAAUUGAUAAAACCAGUAAAUAAAGUUAAUAUUUGUAGUUUUUUUGCAAGUGGAAAAAAAUGUAGAUAUGGAGAAAAAUGUAAAUUUCGUCAUGAAAAAAAAGAAACAACAAUGCUAAAUGAUAAUAGUGCUAAUAAAAAAAAAGAUAGUUAUUUUAUUCUUGAAAUAAGAUUUCCAGAAAAGUUAAAAUAUCCAUAUGAGCCACCAUAUAUUUAUUUUUAUAAAGAAGAAUCAUUUAUUCCAAAUGUACAAUAUUUAAUGAUUGCAAAAAAGCUAUAUGAUACAUCAAAAGAAUUAUCAAAGAAUGGAAAUCCAUAUUUAUUUGAGAUAAUAUCAAUGCUAGAAAAUGAAGAAGAAAUGAUGAAAUAUUUAACAACAGCAGAGCCAAAUUUUAUUGAUAGAAAUGAAUCAUUAUUUAUGAAAGAACUUGAAAAUGAAUUUGAAUUAUUACCAAGUCAUAAUAUAAAAGGUUCAACAAAUCGUUCAAAUAAUAAAAAUAUAACAAUUGAAGAAAUUGAAAAAUUAGAUGAUAUGAUUUAUCAAAAAUUUAAGGAUAAACAAACAAAUAAACAAUAUUUAAAUAUGAAAUUAUCAAGACGUAAUUUACCAGCAUGGUCAAUGAUGAAUGAAAUAAUUGAUACAAUUGAUGAUAAUCAAGUAACAAUAAUAUCUGGUGAAACUGGAUGUGGUAAAUCUACUCAAGUACCACAAUUUAUACUUGAUAGUUGGAUAUUAAAUAGAACAGAUAAAAAAGAACAUGUUGAAAUAAUUUGUACACAACCAAGAAGAAUAAGUGCAAUUGGUGUUGCUGAAAGAGUAUCUGCUGAACGUGAUGAACGUAUUGGUAAUACUGUUGGUUAUCAAAUACAUUUAGAAAGUAAAUUAUCAAAUUGGACAAGAUUAACAUUUUGUACAAUUGGUAUAUUAUUACAACGUUUAACAAGUGAUCCAACAUUAAAUAUGGUAACACAUAUUAUUGUUGAUGAAGUACAUGAAAGAAGUGCUGAAAGUGAUUUUUUAUUAAUGUUAUUACGUGAAUUAUUAUAUAAACGUAAUGAUUUAAAAAUAAUAUUAAUGUCAGCAACAUUAAAAGCUGAAUCAUUUUCAACGUAUUUUAAUGGUACACCAAUUAUAAAUAUACCAGGUAGAACAUUUCCAGUUGAAUCAUUAUAUCUUGAAGAUAUUAUUGAAACAAUUAAUUUUGUAUUUGAAGAAGGUUCAAGAUAUACAAAAAGAGUACGAGGUGGAUUAGAACAAUUAGAAAUUGAAUUAGAAACAGCUGAUGUUACAUGUUUAACUGAAAUUGAACCUAAAAAAAAUAUACUAGAUAAUAAUCUUAAUUUAUCACAAAUAAUGGGAAGAUAUCCAAAAUAUUCAACAUUAACAUGGAAAAAUUUAUAUCUUAUGGAUCAUGAAAAAAUUAAUUAUGAAUUAAUUGAAAAAAUACUUGAAUGGAUUGUUGAUGGUCAACAUAAUUAUCCAAAUGAAGGUUCAAUAUUAAUAUUUCUUCCAGGUUUAUCAGAAAUAUCAACAUUACGUGAAUUAUUAAAAGGUAAUAAAUUAUUUUCAUCAAAUAAUGGAAAAUAUAAAAUAAUACAAUUACAUUCAACAUUAACAAGUGAAGAACAAAAUUUAGUAUUUCAAAAAUUUGGUAAUGGUGUACGUAAAAUAAUAAUAAGUACAAAUAUUGCUGAAACAUCAGUGACAAUUGAUGAUUGUGUAUUUGUUAUUGAUAGUGGAAGAAUGAAAGAAACAAGAUUUAAUUCAAUUCAAAAUAUGUCAAGUUUAGAAACAUGUUGGGUAUCACGUGCAAAUUCAAUGCAAAGAAAAGGAAGAGCUGGUAGAGUUAGACCAGGUGUAUGUAUAAAUUUAUUUACAUCACAUAGAUUUCAACAUCAUUUAUUAGCUGAACCAAUACCAGAAAUAUUUAGAAUUUCACUUGAGCCAUUAUUAUUAAAAAUUCAUAUGAUGUAUGGUGAUAAUAUUGAUUCAGUAUCAGUAUUAAAAAAUUUAAUUGAACCACCAGAAGAUCAAAAUAUAUUUGAUUCAAUAUCAAGACUUGAAGAUGUUGGUGCAUUUAAUUCUGAAUGUAAUUUAACACCACUUGGUCAUCAUUUAGCUGCAUUACCAGUUGAUGUUAGAAUUGGUAAAUUAAUAAUAUAUGGUGCAAUAUUUUGUUGUCUUGAUUCAUCAUUAACAAUUGCUGCAUGUUUAUCAUAUAAAAGUCCAUUUACAACAAUAUUUGAUAAACGUCAUUUAAUUGAAUCUAAAAAAAAAGAAUAUACAACAGCAUUUUCAGAUCAAUUAACAACACUUAAAGCAUAUAAUAAAUAUAUUGAAAUGAGUCAAAUAAGUACAUUAGCUGGACAAACAUUUGCUUAUGAAAAUUAUUUAUCAAUUAAAAUUCUUCAAACACUUGCUGAUAUUAAACAUCAAUUAUUAGAUCUUCUUGUGUCAAUUGGAUUUGUUCCAGUUAAUACAUAUAAAAGAAAAAUGGGUAUUGAUAAAGUAUUAGAAAUGACUGGUUUUGAUUUAAAUGCUAAUAAUGAUAAUUUAAAGUUAUUACAAGGUUUAUUAUGUGGUGCAUUAUAUCCAAAUGUUGUUAAAGUAUUUACACCAGAAAAAUCAUUUCAAAUACAAGCAACUGGUGCAAUACCACGUCAACCAAGACCAGAAGAAUUAAGUUUUCAAACUAAAAAUGAUGGUUUUGUAUUUAUACAUCCUUCAUCUGUUAAUUUUAGUGUACAACAUUUUCCAAGUCCAUAUAUUGUUUAUCAAGAAAAAAUUAAAACAACUAAAACAUUUAUACGUGAAAUAUCAAUGGUAUCAAUGUUACCAUUAAUAUUAUUUUCUGGUUAUGGUGUUAAUAUUGAACAACAUAAUGGUAAUUUUAUUUUAUCAUUAGCUGAUGGAUGGAUCCUAUUAGCUGUUGAAUCACAUACUGUUGCUCAAUUAUUACAACAAAUGAAAGAUGAACUUGUUAAGCUACUUGAAAAAAAAAUGCAAGAACCACUUUUAAAUUUAAUUAAUAAUCAAAAUAAUAGAAAAAUCAUUGAAACAAUCAUCACUGUAAUUACUCGAGAAUAAAACAUAAAUAGAAAAAUAAACUUUUAUUUUAUUUAAAUUAAA
Molecule: messenger RNA, 4072 nt
Organism: Aphidius gifuensis
Lineage: Eukaryota; Metazoa; Arthropoda; Insecta; Hymenoptera; Braconidae
Product: putative ATP-dependent RNA helicase DHX57
Exons: 3
Coding region: 155-4030 (1291 amino acids)
Cellular component (GO): intracellular anatomical structure
Molecular function (GO): ATP binding; protein binding; RNA binding
Source: RefSeq, a predicted model, not a curated record